GCGGAGUCGGAAGCGGCCGUCGGUCCGUCGAGUCUCCGCGGUUCUUUCUCUCGGAUCCUCCGGAGCUUCUUCAGCCGCAGCUCAGCGGCGGAUCUUCGGCCUCGCAGACGGACCGACCCGGCAGCGCUGCGGGGACAGACCCAGGUCGGCUCGGCUCGGCACGGCUCGUCUCGCCUCCUCCCCCCGCCGCAGUGGAAAAACCCGGACGGAGGCCCGCAGUGCGCGCUGAGGCUCCGCAGGCCUCCGGCCCGGACUCCCGCUUUUCUCCCGGAAAAUGGACGGAUUCACCGGCAGUUUAGACGACAGCAUGUCCGGAGCGAGUGUCUCAGACGUCAACGAUCGUCUUUCUGCUCUGGAGCUUCGCGUCCAGCAGCAGGAGGACGAGCUGACGGUGAUGAAAGCUGCUCUCGCUGACGUCCUCCGUCGUCUCGCUGCCUCUGAAGACUCCGCCGCCUCGGCAACCAAGAAACAGCAUGGAGGAAAAGGUGGAGCUGCAUUGCGUGAAGCCUACUCGAUGUCAUGCAUCGCUAACGGCGGCACAUCUGGACGGAAGAGAGAUUCGACCUCCGUCACCAGGAAGGAGACGGUGUCAUCGGCUGCCAAGAGUGGAGCAGACAGGAAGAAGGAGGUGAGCAGCCAGCGCUCUCAGAUGGAGGAGAUCCAGGAACACGAGGAACCUCCUCACCCAAAGAACCCGUCCCCCUGCCCCUCCCCCCAGAACCCCCAGCAGAGACCGUCCUCCGACGGCAGUAAAGGCCAAACUCCUUCAAAAAGGGGUCCCAGUGUGAAGCGGUCCUCAGGUAUGGAACGUUCUCAGAGCAGCACCUGGGAGAGUUCAGACGAAAACCGCAACAAACUGGUGAAAGCUGCAUCCACCUCCAAACUGCUGGCCAAAGUGGUGAAGAAUGCAGAGAGACACAAAGACCCGGUGGUGAACCAAGCAAAAAUGUCGACCCGAGAGAAAAACAGCCAAGCUGAGGGGAGUCAUAUUAAGAUGUUCAUGCGUGGGCGACCAAUCACAAUGUUCAUCCCUUCAGACGUGGACAACUACGAGGACGUUCGGACAGAGCUGCCUUCAGAAAGACUCAAGCUAGAAUGGGUGUACGGUUACCGGGGCAGAGAAUGCAGAGCAAACGUCUACCUCCUUCCAACUGGAGAGAUUGUUUACUUUGUGGCGUCCGUUGUGGUUUUGUUUAACUACGAGGAGCGGACUCAGAGACAUUACCUCGGACACACCGACUGUGUGAAGUGUCUGGCCAUCCAUCCUGAUAAGAUCCGGAUCGCUACAGGACAGAUUGCAGGAGUGGACAAAGACGGACGGGCGCUGCAGCCUCAUGUUCGUGUCUGGGACAGCGUCAGUUUGUCGACUCUGCAGAUUGUCGGUUUGGGAACAUUCGAACGAGGCGUCGGCUCUCUGGCUUUCUCCAAAGCUGACUCUGGUCAGCACCUGAGUGUGAUCGAUGACUGUAAUGAUCACAUGUUGACAGUCUGGGAUUGGCAGAAGAAGUCCAAAAUCGCUGAGAUCAAGACCACAAACGAAGUGGUCCUGGCUGUGGAGUUCCACCCCAUUGACCCCAACACCAUCGUCACCUGUGGAAAGUCCCACAUCUUCUUCUGGACCUGGACUGGGAACUCGCUGGCUCGUAAACAGGGAAUCUUUGGGAAAUACGAGAAGCCGAAGUUUGUUCAGUGUCUGGCCUUCCUGAGUACUGGAGACAUUCUGACCGGAGACUCUGGAGGAGUUCUGCUGGUCUGGACCAGAAGCUCAGCUGAGACCCCGACCGGGAAGGGACCCAGAGCCUUUCAGAUCAGCCGGCAGGUCAAAGCCCAUGAAGGCAGCGUGUUCUGUCUGUGUGAGAUGAGGAGCGGCGCUCUGCUGACCGGAGGAGGCAAAGACCGAAGGAUCAUCCUCUGGGACCACGAGCUGAGAGCAGACAGAGACAUCGAGGUCCCGGAUCAGUACGGAACCAUCAGAGCCGUUUCAGAGGGGAAGGGGGACGAGUUUCUGGUUGGGACGUCUCGUAAUUUCAUUCUGAGAGGAACCUUCAACGAUGGCUUCUUAGUGGAGGUCCAGUGUCCCCUGAUGGUGUCUCCUGUGCGUCUCUGUCUCAGGUGGUACGUCCUGGAUGCUGAGACCACCGAUCUGGUUGCGAUCCACACUGAUGGGAAUGAGCAGCUGUCAGUGAUGCGUUUCUCUGUCGAUGGCAGUUUGCUGGCAGUGGGAUCCCAUGAUAACUUUAUUUACCUCUACACCGUCUCCGAGCGAGGACGCAAGUACAGUCGAUAUGGAAAGUGUACAGGACAUUCCAGCUACAUCACACACCUGGACUGGUCACCUGACAACAACUUCAUCAUGUCCAACUCUGGAGACUAUGAGAUCCUCUACUGGGACGUUCCAAAUGGUUGUAAACUGAUCAGAAAUCGUUCGGAGUGUAAAGACAUCGACUGGGCGACCUAUACCUGUGUCCUCGGAUACCACGUGUUUGGUGUUUGGCCGGAGGGUUCGGACGGGACCGACAUCAAUGCUCUGAUCAGAUCUCACAACAGGAAGGUGAUCGCUCUGGCUGACGACUUCUGCAAAGUUCACCUGUUUGCCUACCCAUGUUCAACACCCAAGGCCCCCAGCUAUAAGUACAGUGCUCACAGCAGUCAUGUGACCAACGUCAGCUUCCUGCAUAACGACAGUCACCUGAUCUCUACGGGGGGGAAGGACACCAGCAUCAUGCAGUGGCGUCUGGUGGAGAAAUCUUCGCUGUGUCUCACUGACGGGCUCCUCGCUAACUCCACCCCCCGCCGGGUUGAUGCCGUCUUUGCCCCGCCCCCUCCUGCAGCAUCCACACCCACACAGGAACCUACUCCUCCUCCAACAGCCAAUGGGACCCAGGAGCCCUUCUCCGAAACUCCACCCCCCACAGAUAUAGCCCCGCCUUUGUCAGAGCUGACCCCGCCCCACUCCGAGUCGACUCCGCCCCCCUCCGACAGCACAGUGAGUCUGAAGGACAGCCUGGAGCCGAGCGACGACACGGCGACGCCUAGCGACGAGGGGCUGCCCCCGCUCACCCCGCCCUCAUAGACACGCCCUCCGUGCUCCUGUCCAGCUGUCUUGUGGGGACCAGACUGGGUUCUGAGCCUUGUGAGGACGACUUCACAAAGUGAGGACGUUCUGUUGUGUCCUUGCUUUGUGUCAGACCUGUCAAUGUCUGUUCAAGGUUCACACUUGGUUUUAAGGUUAACAUUCAGUUUGCAUUUGCAGUUAGACAUGUGAUGUUAAGUGGUGAUUAGAUAAGGGUGGAAAUAAUUUGAAAACUCUUUCAGAUGUGAAGUCACACACAUUAAACACAUAUGUUCAGAUUUAGUGUGGAUAUCGUCUCUGAUAUCCAUCAGAAUAAACCUCCAGAAAUCCACUUAGAAACCAGAGAAGACAAGUCAGAAGCUGCAUGAGAACUUGUCUGAUUUUGGUUUGAUGCUCAGUGAUAACUCUGUACGUCCAUGUAACACUGCAGCAAGCUCAGCUUUUCGUACUCAAAAAGGAAGAACAGAAGUCAGAAACGGUGUGACUGUGAUGGGGGACGGUGAUAAGGGUCCUCACAAGUUCAGAAAUACACGUGUGUGCGUUGCAAAUGGAAACUGCAGAGUCACAUGACUUAUCUCAGCAAUCAACUGUUCACAUAGACGUUCCUUCUUUUUAAAAAAACAAACAAACGUGAGGUCACAGUUUGAAACACCUGGAGAGUCGCAUUCACCUGAGCAGAAACAGGGUGGGGAGGGCUUACCUGGAACACACACACACCUGUCUCACCUGCCGUUAGUCUCAUCCUUCAAACAUAUUUCCUGCACCAGAGUGCCAAAGCAGGUCGGUGCACCUGUGGUUUACUUGGAGAAGGCUUGAAGAAUAUAAAUGACAGUCCAGGUGAGACAGGUGUGUCUGCGGUAAAUGUUCCUCCACCAAUCAGAGCAGAGAAGGUAAACAGGAAGUGGAUCUGAGAGAUUCUGGAAAACUUUAAAGUCUGUUGGAAUUUUGUUUUUAAAUUCUUUGGAGAUCAAAACUAUAAUCAGUUUUUAAAUUGCUGAAACCAUUUUUGAUAAACAGAAAUUUGCUGAAUCCAUUAUUUUGACUUGAGCUUCAAACUGGAAAAAAUCAAAUCGAAUCUGAAGGUUUCAAAUUUUGACAUAAAGUCCUUUCAGGUUGGUUCAGGUUUUAAAUCACAGCAGUUUAGUUACUGCUGGAGACCUUAGGUAUUGCUGUUUGGAGAGUUUUAGUCCAGAGAGUGAAGAAAUCAAAGCUAAAGUUCAGCUGACAGUAGCGUCAACAGGAAGUCGACCUCCAGAUUAAAAGCUGUGACUGACGUGUUGUUUCAAUGACCUGAGUCCAGAGUUGACAGAGAUUCGAUCAGAGUGAGUCGUCGCCCUGACCGAUGAUCUGUGCAGCACCUGUUUGUAUAUACUGCAGAUGUCUGUGUGUAUAUUUCUGUUCACCAAUAGGAGGCAGCAGCUCCUCAGGGAUGCUGUGGAGAUCCGCAGUCACAUUCAACAUCCAAUCAGAUCAUGGGAAACCUGAGAUCUUCUGCUCUGAUUAGCUGGUUUCAGUAAUUUCCUAAAUGACUGCAGGUGAUGUUUUAGUCUCUUCUGGACCAUUUCUGUUCAAAAUGUUUUCUGAAUGUCAGGAUGAUGAUGUCACUCCAUGGGGGGAGGGGGGAGGGGGGUAAUCAGGUGGGUUUUGUUGUCGUUGCCUUUUUAAUACUCAUCUAUCUUCAUCGUUUCUAUGCUUGUCUCCCUGAAGGGCUUGUACAGAGUUCAGGAACUCGCCUGGAUGUUCAGGGAGGGUCGGGGCCAUAGGGGAUGUGGGUGGGCCCGGGGUGGGAUCGGUGGGGUCUUGGGACGUUUCUGGAGGAAAGUGUUUAUUUUCAGUGUUCAGUAACAACAUUGAUACUCAUGAUGAUGAUUUUCAUGUGACUGUUUUGAGCCAAUCAUGUCUUCUCUCAUGCAUUCCUGUCAGAUGACAGACUGUACUGAAGAUUUCAACAAAAAAAUGCAAAUAAAUGUUUUCAAAACUGA
Messenger RNA from Stegastes partitus (bicolor damselfish), 5055 nucleotides. It is a transcript of the gene eml4, whose product is annotated as EMAP like 4. Gene Ontology annotation, cellular component: mitotic spindle. The transcript has 22 exons. The record is from RefSeq and is a predicted model, not a curated record. Bases 275 to 3073 code for a protein of 932 amino acids. NCBI's taxonomy places the organism in Eukaryota, Metazoa, Chordata, Actinopteri, Pomacentridae. Gene Ontology annotation, molecular function: microtubule binding. Gene Ontology annotation, biological process: microtubule cytoskeleton organization.